Engraulis encrasicolus (European anchovy) is the source of this 1461-nucleotide messenger RNA. RefSeq names its product dynein light chain Tctex-type 3 (gene dynlt3). Gene Ontology annotation, molecular function: dynein intermediate chain binding. Gene Ontology annotation, cellular component: cytoplasm; cytoplasmic dynein complex. Gene Ontology annotation, biological process: microtubule-based movement. The transcript has 3 exons. The record is from RefSeq and is a predicted model, not a curated record. The coding region runs from base 195 to 587 and encodes 130 amino acids. Lineage: Eukaryota; Metazoa; Chordata; Actinopteri; Clupeiformes; Engraulidae.
UCAAAUUCAGAAGCGUAAAACAAUUCUGCCUGGUCUUUUUCAUAUAAGGAGUAAAACAUGUAUAACUCUGCAGUGUGCACACUGUGUAAUGAAUAAGUAGACGUUGAGAAUACGGCCUGAGAAUAAAGUGCUCUUUUAAAUGCUGAGUGAUCCCGUGCUCUUGCAGCCUCUUGUGAUCCACUGCUCCUCAGGUGAUGUAUCUCCAAUACUGUAUGCCUCCUUUGUUUCAGUCAUGCAUUUUCAGGCAGUCAGAUGACCGCUUAUGCUGCGCAUCAUCACUAUAUUUCUGUUUUCUCCUUUUACCUCAGUGUAUUGAGGGGAUCAUUGGCGGUGUGGAUUACAGCCAGAACAAAGUCAACCAGUGGACGGCCACCAUAGUGGAGCAUUCCCUCACUCAGCUCGUCAAGCAGGGGAAGCCUUUCAAAUACAUCGUGAAUUGUGCCGUCAUGCAGAAGAGUGGCGCUGGUCUCCACACAGCCAGCUCCUGCUACUGGGACACAACAACUGACGGCAGCUGUACAGUGAGGUGGGAGAACCGCACCAUGUACUGUGUGGUCAGCGUGUUCGCCGUGGCCGUGAACCUUUAACCGACCACCCCCCACCCCUCCACUCUGGACCCAGCUUACCACCCAACAAGCCCCCCUGCCUGGCGAGCGACUGAGAGAUCAACACAUGCACUCAUAGACAGACAGACACAAGGGGAGCAAUACACCAUCGCUCCUCAACAGUCUACUUGUUCAGCUGAACAAUGAAUGUGACUGGUGGCAUUCCACAGACUGACGCGCAGAGCGACCCUCCCCCUCCCCCUCUCCUCUUGUCAAGAAGAUGUCAUUUCUACUUGUGCAUUCGUGGCAACUGAUCGUCCGGUUACAUGAUAUUUGCGGCAGCGCUUCGCCUUUCAUGCUAGUGUACAGUAACCAUAAGCAGUUGUUAUUAUAAUUAUUAUUACCACGGAGAUGUGUUUGGGGAGAUGGUUUGUUUUUUUUUGGAAGUUGUGCAGACUUCUUUGCUUAGCACAUUAUGCGAUGGCCAAUAUGUAUAUGACUUUAAUGGGUUUGUUCUACUUCAUGUGUAGCUUGUGUUGUUGAUGAUUUAAGAUACAGGUUUAGAUGCAGUGAUGAGAUAUAAGUCUAAUUUAUAUUGGCCUCUUAUUCUUUUAUGCAAACGCCAUGUUUAAACCUUUGGGAGUACAUACAUUAACCACACAUAAUUAUGAACAAAGUGCAAACAAUUUUAUUAGUAAAAAAUUGGCAAUGGACCACAAAACAACAUAUUUUACUGCACCAAUCCUUGCCCUGUGUUUUGUCCCUUCGGAAAUGUGUGUAUGUAUGUAUGUAUGUAUGUAUGUAUGUAACUGGCAAUUGAUUGGAGUUCGUGUUUUAGUUUGUAAACAAACACAUCAUGUCAGACUCAGUUCAAGUGACCAUACAGUAUGUAAAAUAAAAAAAAUCAAGAUCUUUA